This is a messenger RNA of Manihot esculenta (cassava), 2539 nucleotides long. RefSeq names its product purple acid phosphatase 15. The record is from RefSeq and is a predicted model, not a curated record. Lineage: Eukaryota; Viridiplantae; Streptophyta; Magnoliopsida; Malpighiales; Euphorbiaceae. Gene Ontology annotation, molecular function: acid phosphatase activity; metal ion binding. The transcript is spliced from 8 exons. Bases 137 to 1873 code for a protein of 578 amino acids.
UUUUUGUGUUUCUUGUAAGAGAGAAAAUGUAAAUGGCUAAGCACUAAACAGCCGAGUGGCACAUACUCACUGGUGACAUGUGAAUCCAAACUUCUCUGGUUCUUAUGCUAACCAGUAACCUCUUUCAAAGACUUUUAUGAGUGUCUUCUUCUCAACACUUCUUUCUCUGUCUCUCUCUACUUCCUCAACUUGCAACAUUAAGUACAAAAACCAACAAAUGGGUAUUGUCUCAGUGUUCAUAUUUCCUCUGUUUUUCUUACUUGUGUUGAGCUCAGACAUUGUUCAUGGUGAUUUCCCAACGACCCUUCAAGGACCCUUCACUCCUGUGACUACUCCUCUUGACAAGGAGGCGUACCAUGGAAAUGCCGUAGACUUGCCUGACACUUACCCUCAACUUCAGAAGAAUGUUGAGGGUUUUGAGCCUCAACAAAUCUCUGUCUCCCUCUCUUCAAAUUACGACUCUGUUUGGAUCUCUUGGGUCACAGGAGAUUUUCAAAUUGGUGAUGACAUAACACCAUUAGAUCCUCAAUUAGUUUCUAGUGUUGUUCAGUAUGGAAUCUCAGGGUUGCCCAUGAGUUAUCAGGCAACUGGUUAUUCUCUUGUUUAUAAUCAACUUUAUCCUUUUGAAGGAGCACAAAAUUACACUUCUGGCAUCAUACACCAUGUUCGCCUCACAGGACUUGAACCUGGCGAAUUGUAUCAAUAUCAAUGCGGAGAUCCUUCUAUACCAGUAAUGAGUGAUAUCUUUUAUUUUAGAACCAUGCCAGUCUCCAGUCCCACAAAUUAUCCAAGAACAAUAGCAGUGGUGGGAGACCUAGGCCUUACUUAUAAUACAAGUACAACAUUCAGUCACUUGCUCAGUAACCAUCCUGAUCUCCUUGUUUUGGUUGGGGGUGUUAGUUAUGCUGACAUUUAUCUCACUGAUGGAACCAGCUCUGAUUGUUACUCUUGCUCAUUUCCGCAAACUCCCAUGCAUGAAUCAUAUCAGCCACGUUGGGAUUAUUGGGGAAGGUUUAUGCAGCCUCUGCUGGCCAAUGUUCCAACAAUGGUGGUUGGAGGGAAGCAUGAAAUAGAAGAACAGGCUGAAGAUGAGAUAUUUGCUGCUUACAGUUCUAGAUUUGCUUUCCCAUCUGAAGAAAGUGGAUCAUCAUCCACAUUGUACUAUUCUUUCAAUGCUGGAGGUGUACAUUUUGUGAUACUCAACCCUUACAUUUACUAUGACAGAUCAUCUGAUCAAUAUGGGUGGUUGGAAAAUGAUCUCUAUAAUGUUGACAGAGAUGUGACUCCUUGGUUGGUGGCUGCUUGGUAUGCUCCUUGGUACAGUACCUUCAAGGCCCAUUAUAGAGAAGCAGAAUGUAUGAGAGUUGAAAUGGAGGACAUGCUUUAUGCGUAUGGCGUUGACAUAGUCUUUAAUGGACAUGUACACGCAUAUGAGAGGUCAAACAGAGUUUACAACUAUUCUUUGGAUCCAUGUGGUCCAGUUUAUAUCACACUGGGUGCUGGUGGUAGUCGAGAAGCAAUAGCAAUUGACCAUGCUGAUGAUCCUGGUAAUUGUCCAGAGCCAUCCACGACGCCAGAUGAAUAUAUUGGUGGCUUCUGUGCAUUUAAUUUUACAUCAGGCCCAGCUGCCGGUGAGUUUUGCUGGGAACAGCAGCCCGAGUAUAGUGCAUACAGAGAAAGCAGCUUUGGUCAUGGGAUACUAGAGGUGAAAAAUGAGACUCAUGCUUUGUGGAGUUGGCACCGGAAUCAGGACUUUUACCAAGUUGCUGGCGAUAUCAUUUACAUAGUAAGAGAACCUGAUCGGUGUCUUCUGGUUAACCAUAGGGCAAAUUUCGUCUUUUUGCAAGGAGUAAAAGGUGAAGCUUUGGUCUAGACAAAUGACAAUUACAAUGGCUCUCAGGAGUCAGGAAUCCUUACCCAGCACAAUCAACAUGCAUAGACAAAGCUGCAGCAUCCAGGACUAUUAUUUGCAUCAAUAUAGCUGCAGCCUCGAGGACUAUUGUUUGUAUAAAUAUAGCUGCAGCAGGUUGCCCCAGUGGGGCCACAACCAGUAUUCACAGACGACGACUCUUUAUCCAAUGGUUUACAACUAAGGAGAGGUCUUGUCCAAACAUGUAAAUAGCACGAACAGAACACUGUGAGGAACCCAACCCAAGGUAUUGAAAAAGGAAAUCACAUAGUGACAUGGUUAACAUAUUGAAACUGGUGCCCACUAAAUAUGAACCGUUGGAUGCUCAGAUUUAAGGAAAGCCUUGUAUGCAAAAAGACCCUUGUGAUUCAUCUACAUCACACAGCUUGCUAAAAGCUAAAUACCCGAAGGUUACACUCAUUAACAGUACAUGAAACACAAAAGGGCAGCCAUUUUCUUGUAGAUGAAGAAACUAUUUUAUUCUAAGAAACUUUCAAAACUACCUUAAAAGGCUAAACAAGCCAGCCCAUUAUUAAGCAAUAGCAAUAGAGUAGUUCCAGAAAAAAAAAAUGAAAAAGAAAAGCAUGAAAAAUUUAUCAGAACUCAAGAACAUACCUUAAAGAAGAUGGG